Molecule: messenger RNA, 2088 nt
Organism: Tarenaya hassleriana
Lineage: Eukaryota; Viridiplantae; Streptophyta; Magnoliopsida; Brassicales; Cleomaceae
Product: histone acetyltransferase HAC2
Exons: 12
Coding region: 1-2088 (695 amino acids)
Biological process (GO): positive regulation of transcription by RNA polymerase II
Cellular component (GO): histone acetyltransferase complex; transcription regulator complex
Molecular function (GO): zinc ion binding; chromatin DNA binding; transcription coactivator activity
Source: RefSeq, a predicted model, not a curated record
AUGUUAUUUUGUUUUCGCCACCGCCAAAAUAUUGUGCAUCUUGCAGCUGCCGCAUCAAAAAACCUCCGAGGGGAUAUCGAAAUACUUGGAGCCAAAAUCUCAAAGGCGAAGCUGUGUAAAAGGAAGAAUGAUUGUGACACCGAAGAGAAGUGGGUUAUGUGUGAUAAAUGCAAUGGCUGGCAGCACCAAAUUUGUGGUCUGUACAAUGAGAAAAUGGACCCGGAAGGCAAAGCUCCUUACAUCUGUCCCAACUGUUUGUUAGAGGAACGACGGAGUGUUUGCACAGAUUUGAAGUCUGAUAUGAAAUUUGAAGCAAAAGAUCUCCCCUGCACCAACCUCAGCAACUACAUAGAACAUAGGCUUUUCAGGAGUCUUGGUCAAGAACGAGAAGAGACUGCAAAGGCGACCGGGAAGAGCAUUGACGAAGUUCCAGGUCCAGAAGAUCUUGUUGUCAGAGUGGUUUUAUCCGUAGACAAAGAUCUGAAAGUCAAUAAACAGUAUGCAGAUAUCUUUCACGACGAAGAGUAUCCAACCGAGUUUCCGUACAGAUCAAAGGCUAUUCUUUUGUUUCAGAAGAUUGAAGGUGUGGAUGUGUGCAUCUAUGGUUUCUAUGUCCAGGAGUAUGGAUCUGAAUGCCGCCAACCCAACCAACGUUGCGUAUACAUAUCAUAUCUCGAUUCCGUCAAGUACUUCAGGCCUGAGAGAGUGACAACCACCGGAGAGUCUCUCCGGACUUUCGUAUAUCACCAAAUAUUGCUUGCAUAUCUUAAAUACAUUAAGAAUCGGGGUUUCGCUACGUGCUAUUUAUGGGCAUCUCCACCUAUAAAAGGAGAGGAUUAUAUUUUGUACUGCCAUCCAGGGAAUCAAAAAACUCCAAAGGCUGAUAAGCUUCGACAAUGGUAUCACUCAAUGCUGAAAAAAUCUGCCAAAGAGGGGGUGAUACUAAACGUCACAAACUUGUACGAGCGAUACUUUGUUCUCACAGAGCAAUCCGCUUGCAAGAUCACUGCUUCCCGAUUGCCCUACUUUGAUGGAGCUUACUGGUCUUCUACGGCUGAGAAGUUCAUCCAACAAAUUGAGAAAGGAGGAAAAGACGAAUUGAAGAAGAAGAUCAAAUUAGUGACACACAGAAGGCUAAGAGCUUUUGGACACCACAUUCCUCCUAAAAAUGCUGCUAAAGAUAUUAUAGUGAUGCAGAAGCUGGAUGAAAUCAUGCUACCUGUUAAGGAGGAAUUCAUGGUGGUCCAACUGCACUACUCGUGCGCACAUUGCUCUCAGGCCUUAAUAUCUGGAUGGCGUUGGUUUUGUAAAACGUGCAAAAAUGUUCAAUUGUGUGAAAGAUGCCAUGAUGCAGAGCAAAAGAUUAGCGGGGAAGACACGCAUAUUGCAAAUGGAAAGGAGAAACAUUUCCUCUCGAAAGUGAUGAUGAAUGAUAUACCAUCUACCACGGAGGAUACGGACAUUAUUCUGGAGAGUGAUGUGUUUGAAGACAGAAAUGGGUUCCUGGAACUUUGUCAGAAGAAUAAUUACCAAUUUGACACGCUUCGACGGGCCAAGUAUUCAUCAAUGAUGAUACUGUACCAUCUUCACAGUCAAAAUGAGCAGAUGAUAUCUCAGCAAAACGGUUCCGCCAAGGUCAUUUGCACCCUCUGCAACGGCGAUAUUACAACCGAGCUUCACCAUCCCUGUUUGAUUUGCUCGAAGUACAAAGUUUGCAUGAGAUGCUAUAGCGAAAGAAUUACCAAGUCGGCUAUUCAUCUCUUAGCUGAAAACCCUUCAGCCCACGGGAGACGGGCCGAAGAUGCUGACCCGAAACUUGCCUCGGUCACCGAGACACUGAAUGCUCUGCGGCAUGCCGUUCAAUGCCAGGCGACAAAUGGUACUUGUUCAUUCCCCAAGUGCAUUACGGUGAAAGAGUUGUUCAGGCAUGGAUCGAAGUGCGAAGUCCGGGCAAAAGGAGGUUGCCAGCCUUGCAUAAAGGUGUGUCUGAUACUUGGGCUGCACGCAAGCCAUUGCGAGGAACCCUCCAAUUGCAGAGUACCAUUCUGCGGAGAUAUGAAAGAGAGCGGGAACAUUCAGACACAGUAA